AUGAGAUUUGUGGAAAAUAUGCCACCACCAUCGUUAAACAUAUUCGAUAAAUUAGAACUAUAUGGAAAAGAACUAAAAUCGAACGAUAACGUUUUAAGUUCACUACGUGAACAGUGGAAAAGCAUACUUAGAAAAACAAAACUAGACUUAACAGCAUUAAUGAGACAAGCUAAAGUAGCUGAACUAAAACAAAUCAAUGACGAACAUCAAAAACUAGUACAAGAAAUAUCAGAACAUCUACGUGAAUCAUACGACAAGAUAUGUCAUGGCGUGCACAAUCAACGAAAACUAGUGCGCGCCCUAUCACGACAUCACCCAGGUUAUACAACAUCAAAACUUCAUCCACAUCAUACAGCUAUAAGUUUCCCGCCUCAGGCUAAUAAUAAAACAGAACUAUUGAGAGAUACAGAAGUAGGAAUACUUAACUUAGGUCCAAGUUUCGUUCCACCAGCACCGGAGCAAGUAUUGAAGAGACUCCCGAAAGAAAUACAACAGAUGAAAGAAAAAAUCUCAGCAGCUUGGAGGAGGACAACAAAAACGAUAGGACGAGAACCACCAAUAGUAAGAAAAUUCGGUGAGAGAAUAGAAGAAGAAAUUAAGAAAACUGUCGAAACAGAAAAAAUAAUAAUAAAAGAUACUACAAUGAAACAAGCUAUAGCAACAUUUAGAAAAAUCCAAAAAUAA
This is a messenger RNA of Rotaria socialis, 684 nucleotides long. Lineage: Eukaryota; Metazoa; Rotifera; Eurotatoria; Philodinida; Philodinidae. The record is from the annotation of a GenBank genome assembly.